AUGCCAGCAGACAACGAAGGCCACAUGCCCAUGGAGUCUGACGAAGCGUUACUGGCCAUCUACAGGAACCAACUCUCGCCCCGUUUUCCAUUCGUCAUUAUUUCAGCGAGCUCAACGCCGAGACAACUGCAGGAGGAGCGGCCCUUCCUUUUCAAGGUGAUUAGAAUGGUGGCCAGCGUACGCGAUUUGUCCACAAUAAGAGGACAGAGCCAAUCCAUCCUCCGACACGUCUCUGAGGCUAUGCUCCUCCGGUCAGAGCGCUCCCUUGAUCUUUUGCAAGGGAUAUUAGUCUUUCUGGGAUUUUAUCACUACCACUGUAUGACCCAUGCGCAGUUCGGCAAUCUCGUUCAUUUGGCCGCUAGUCUCGUAGAGGACAUGAAUCUGAACGUAUCUUAUUCGCCCCAAAACAGCGCGGGCAUCCUUCCUCUAAUGCGGGGUCAAGGUUCGAGGUCGAGGACAAAUGAGGAGAAUCGGACACUGCUUGGUGUGUGGUAUAUGAGUUCAAAUGCUGCUCUGGUUACCAAGCAUUUAGGGCCUGCAAGAUACACGAAAGAUCUGGACCACUGCCUCAGAGAACUUGAAAGUAUCGCGGAAUACGAGUCAGACCAACUGGCAGUGCAGCUCGUCCGCUUUCAAAACGCCACCAACAAGAUAUUCCAUUUCCAUUGCAGAGAUCAGCAAAUGGAUGAUCUCCCUAGCGCCCAGAAAGUCUCGGACACGGAAUGCUUAGAAGUGUUCCAGGCGGAGUUGGACAACCUAUGGAACGCAUCGUCCCCCAAGCUCAGAUCCAAUUGUCUUAUUUCAUGUCACUACAGAAGCGCAUAUCUUCAGCUGCUUGAGCCUCUGCUAACCGGAGCACAUCUACCCGGUGCCGUAUCUCAAACAUUCGACUCUCUGUCACUCUCCGGCCUGUUCAAGGUCAGCCUCUUUUCGCAUUUCACGGCUGCGUUGAAGGCCUGGUUCGACACUUGGCUCGCACUCCCCGUGUGCUCCUACUUUCACAUGCCACAGCCAGUCUCCUUUCAGCUAUUUCAUGCCUGCCGGGCUCUCAUACGAUGGGUCAGGGCGGCUGGACCAAACGCCAUCAGGCGCCCCGAUUCCGGCGUCAACAUGAAUACAUCACGUGGAUCUACAGCUCCUAAGCAGGUACUUCCAGCAAUGAGCGGAAUUCCAGAGUGCCCAGAGCUGAGUUCAAUAGAGCCUCCCAUUUCACACUCGUCUGCAACGAUGCCCACACAGCCUCUUGACUCACUGAAAGCUAAAGUCCUUGAGCAAGCUGAUCUUCGUAUUGAUGUAUUUGGCCUGUUGGAUUCCAUGACUGUCCGUUUCGAAUCUGCGAGCAAAGAAAUGGAAGCUGCCCAGGGAGGUACGUGGAACAAUAAUACCUGGGACGUGGCUGCAGAUCACAUCAGGAUCAAAAAGGCGAAGAUUGAAAAGUGGUGCGAGAUCACGGCGGCAGUGGGUAAUGAGGGGCGUGGCGGGCAGUCUAACCAGGUCAACGGUCUUGUUGAGACACCUAGAGAAUUCAGAGAUCGGGAGAUGGCAACAGAGUGGAGGAUGGAUGGGUUUGAAUGGCACGUCCCUGUCGAAGGUCAGGAGAACGGACAAUGGGAGGCGGAGCUUUUCGAUGAAAUCAUGAUGGACGCCGAUAUCAGCGCUUUCCUGGAUGCUCCUGGGAUUUGGGGCCCAGAUGCAUUGGACGAUAUGGGAGCGACAGGGAGAUUGGCCACGGCGAAUGAUUCUUGCUAG
Clonostachys rhizophaga is the source of this 1749-nucleotide messenger RNA. The record is from the annotation of a GenBank genome assembly. Lineage: Eukaryota; Fungi; Ascomycota; Sordariomycetes; Hypocreales; Bionectriaceae.